This is a messenger RNA of Syngnathus acus (greater pipefish), 2158 nucleotides long. RefSeq names its product nuclear receptor subfamily 4 group A member 1-like. The record is from RefSeq and is a predicted model, not a curated record. The transcript has 7 exons. Gene Ontology annotation, cellular component: nucleus; transcription regulator complex. Gene Ontology annotation, biological process: cellular response to corticotropin-releasing hormone stimulus; regulation of transcription by RNA polymerase II. Bases 234 to 1859 code for a protein of 541 amino acids. Lineage: Eukaryota; Metazoa; Chordata; Actinopteri; Syngnathiformes; Syngnathidae. Gene Ontology annotation, molecular function: zinc ion binding; nuclear receptor activity; nuclear glucocorticoid receptor binding.
AUCCCGGAGUGCGUCAUUUUUACGUCCAUCCCCUGAAAGACGCGCUGUGAUUGGCCUGUGGCUGGAGGUGUUCACGCCCACCGCCUGCCUUGUAUGGAAACAUGCAUCUGACGUCACGGUUGGUCCCGAGUCCCCUGUGAUAAAACGUGUAAGGGCGAGUCGGGGUUUGUUCUUCAGCGGGAGAUGCAGACGAUAACAAAGUGUUGCUGCCGUUGCAGUUCAGAUUUGUAGCCAUGACUUGCAUCCACCCAAUGCAGCACGGUUCCCAGCCCUAUGACAACAACCUCGGCAGCUCAGAACCUCACAGCCCGGAUUUGUUCUCCAGGCUGUCGGUGGAGGCGGGCGUCCUACGGGACCACCCGUGCGCCCCAUCCAUGCCCAGCGCCGGCACGCAGGUGGGCACCUUUGACGCCUACUCGUGCCAAAUGAGCGGAGGGCAGGAGAGCUCGUUGAGGCUGGAUGAACUCCAGGUUUACGGCUGCUACCCUGGCGCCUUCAGGUUCACUUACCCGGAGGAGGCCGUCUCGCCUUGUGGCCCCGAACAUUUUGCCAGCUCCACCCCAGGCUUCCAAAGUCAGCACACACCCGCUUGGAACUCUUAUUCACCCAGUCCAGGAUACUGGGCGGCCGAGGACAUCUCUGUACCGCAUGUGCCGUCAUUCUUCACAUUUUCUUCGGGAACCGUGGACGAUAUGUCUUCACUGGGACAAUCUCAUCCCGGCGCUCUCACCGACACAUCUUCACUCACCUUCUCCACGCUGGCCAUGGAGCCAGCUUAUGGCCUGGAUGGAACUGAUCAUUCAGAGGGGCGUUUGCCACUCAAAGCAAAAAGCCCGCGAGGGAACGAGGGCUGCUGCGCCGUCUGUGGAGACAGUGCCUCCUGCCAGCACUACGGCGUGCGUACCUGUGAGGGAUGUAAAGGCUUUUUCAAGCGGACGGUACAGAAGAAUUCCAAGUAUAUUUGCCUCACCAACAAGGAUUGUCCCGUGGACAAGAGGAGGAGGAAUCGCUGCCAGUUCUGCCGUUUCCAGAAGUGUCUGGCUGUAGGAAUGGUUAAGGAAGUUGUGAGGACAGACAGCCUGAAGGGUCGCAGAGGUCGCCUGCCCUCCAAGCCUAAAUUAGUGCAGGAAGUGUUGCCCUCUGUGUCUCCAGUCAGCAUGAUCGCGUCACUGGUGAGGGCUCAGAUCGACUCCAACCCGACUGAAAAGCAGCUGAAUUAUUCCAAUUACAAAGAAACUGAUGUGGGCGCAUACCAGAAAGAGGACGCUAGUGAUGUGAAAGAGUUCUACGACCUGCUCACUGCCUCCAUGGAGGUCAUCAGAAAGUGGGCCAAGAGCGUCCCGGGUUUUUCGGAUUUCUGCUCAUCAGAUCAAGAGCUGCUCCUGGAGUCAGCUUUUGUUGAACUCUUCAUCCUCCGUCUUGCGUACCGAUCAAACCCCGAAACAAACAAGCUGGUCUUCUGCAAUGGCAAAGUGCUUCACAAGACCCAGUGCAUCAGAGGCUUCGGGGACUGGAUCGAGUCCAUCUUGGAGUUUUCCCAAAGCCUCCAUCGCAUGAAACUUGACAUCUCCUCCUUCUCCUGCCUCACGGCUCUGGUCAUUAUCACUGAGCGACAUGGUCUCCAAGAACCAAAACGCGUGGAGGACUUGCAGAAUCAGCUGAUCAACAGUCUUAAAGAUCACGUGUCGGGCUGCCCGUCGUCACGUCCCAACUAUUUGUCAAAACUGCUCGGCAAGCUGCCCGAACUCAGGACACUAUGCACUCAAGGCCUCCAGCGCAUCUUCUACCUUAAAUUAGAAGGCCUGGUCCCGCCGCCGCCCAUUGUGGACACCAUUCUGAUGGAUUCGUUCCCGUUUUAAAUGGAAGAUGUGAGACAGCACACAUGGAGUCAGAGACACAGAUAAAAGUGUUCUUUCAUAUUCAAUUGAUGAGGGAGGAUAAUCAAAAUAGCUCACGGACCAAAGUGCUCACACUUUUACGCUCAACGUGCUAUGAAUGGAGGCAAGAUGGAAGGGUUGCCCAAACUCUGACAAACCACAUCCAUAAUUCUUACAAUUCAUGUAUCAUGAAUGGACUUGGACUGCUUUACAAAUAUCCUGUCUUUUUACCAAAGGCUUUUUUCUGCACUUCAGUUUGGAAUAAAGUGUUCCUUUUUAUA